Octodon degus (degu) is the source of this 720-nucleotide messenger RNA. Its product is annotated as heterogeneous nuclear ribonucleoprotein L. Gene Ontology annotation, cellular component: nucleus. The transcript has a single exon. Gene Ontology annotation, biological process: regulation of RNA splicing; mRNA processing. The coding region runs from base 10 to 627 and encodes 205 amino acids. Lineage: Eukaryota; Metazoa; Chordata; Mammalia; Rodentia; Octodontidae. The record is from RefSeq and is a predicted model, not a curated record. Gene Ontology annotation, molecular function: mRNA binding.
CCUGUGCUCAUGGUCUAUGGCUUGGAUCAAUCUAAGAUGAACUGUGAUCGAGUCUUCAAUGUCUUCUGCUUGUAUGGCAAUGUGGAGAAGGUGAAGUUCAUGAAAAGCAAGCCAGGGGCUGCUAUGGUAGAGAUGGCUGAUGGCUAUGCUGUGGACCGGGCUAUAACUCACCUGAACAACAACUUCAUGUUUGGGCAGAAGAUGAAUGUCUGUGUCUCUAAGCAGCCAGCCAUCAUGCCCAGUCAGUCAUAUGGGCUAGAAGAUGGGUCUUGCAGUUACAAAGACUUCAGCGAAUCAAGGAACAAUCGGUUCUCCACCCCAGAGCAGGCAGCCAAGAACCGCAUCCAGCACCCCAGCAAUGUGCUGCACUUCUUCAACGCCCCCCUGGAGGUGACUGAGGAGAACUUCUUUGAGAUCUGCGAUGAGCUGGGAGUGAAGCGACCAACUUCUGUGAAAGUAUUCUCAGGCAAAAGUGAGCGCAGCUCCUCUGGGCUGCUGGAGUGGGAAUCCAAGAGUGAUGCCCUGGAGACCUUGGGCUUCCUGAACCAUUACCAGAUGAAAAACCCAAAUGGCCCCUACCCGUACACUCUGAAGUUGUGCUUCUCCACUGCUCAGCAUGCCUCCUAAUUAGGGGUCCAGGAAGAGCCACCUAAGCAGGAAAACGGUUCUUUCAUUUUUGCCAUUGGGGUUUUUUGUUGUUUUUUCUUUUUGCAAAAAAAA